AUGUUAUUUAGUUUUAAAAAUAAUACUUUAAAAUAUAAAAAAAGUUAUUUCAAUGGUACCUGUAAAUAUAGGUGUAUUUUUCCUAAUGGUGAUAAAAGAAUUAAAUAUAAUAAAUGGAAAAGUAUUAAAAAUGCUAAACCUGAUUGUGAUAUUUUUGAAGUUAUUUGCAAAAGUUUAACAACAAAAGAAAUAAUUUUUUAUGAUAUAUUUUUACAAUUUGUUAAAUUAAACAUUAUACCAAAUGAAAAGGUUAACUUUUUAAAAUCAUUUUAUCCUAUUGAUAAAGUGAAACAUAAUUAUAAUGUUCAUCUUAUUAUUAUAGAUUCAGUGUCACAUUUUAAUGCAUUACGUGGAUUUUCAAAAACAUUAAAAUAUUUAAAAGAUAACUAUAAAGGAGUAAUAUUUAAAUAUCUUAAUAAAGUUGGUUAUGGUUCCAAACCAAAUGGUUUUGCUUUUUUAUUAAAUAAAAGAAUAAUAGAUUUACAAGACUUUGAAACAGAUAAUUUUAUUCCAUCAGAUUUUGACAAUUCAACUGAUCCUUGUAAACAAUAUCUUGAUAAUCAACCAUAUAUAGGUAAAUAUUAUCGACAAUUAAAUUAUACAAUAUUAUUUAAUGAAGACUCAUAUGAAUCAAUUUUUACAAUGAAUGAUUGUAAAGGAUUUUUAAAAAAUAUUCAUCAUCAUACAACAAGACCAUUUUUACAUAAAUUAAAAUUAUUACAAUAUGAUUCAAAAUAUAAAAAUAGUAGAUUUUUUAAAAGUAAAUGUUUUAUUAAUCCUGAUUAUCAAUUAGAAUAUCUUAAAUCAUUUAUGGAAGCUUAUAAAAAUAGAAGACAAUUUACAAUAACAUGGUUAUCAAAAUUUUCUCAUGAUAAUUUAACAGGACAUUAUGCAUAUGAUAAUUUAUUUAAAACAUUUUUUCAAAAUAACAAAAAUUUAUUUAAUAAUGGUUUUUUAAUAUUUAUGGGAGAUCAUGGAUUUAAAAUGGGUUUAUAUAGAAAUACUGAAUUAGGUAAUUAUGAAGAUAGAAAUCCAUUCUUAUUAAUAGCUCCCCCAAAAAAGUUAAGAACAUCAAGUAGUGAAGUUUAUAAAAAUUUAAUGUUUAACUCAGAUAAACAUAUUUCACAAUUUGAUGUAUAUGCUACACUUUUUGAUAUUGCAACUGAAGGUAGUAGAAAUAACUUUACUAAUAUGAAAAACUUUGAUUUUAAUAAUAUUGUCAAAAAUGAUAUAAUAAAAGGGUUAAGUUUAUUAAGAAAAAUUACAACAUCACGAAAUUGUUUAGAAAUGGAAAUUACAAGUCAAUAUUGUUUAUGUUACAAUUAUCAUCAUAAUCUUAAUAAGAAACUUUUAAAAAAAAUUAAAGAUAAAUUUAUUAAUAAUGGUAAUAUACAAUUUAAUAUAAAUUCUGUAAUAAGAUAUAUAAAAAAUAAAUUUAUCAAACAUUUAAAUAAUAAAAUUAAAUUAACCAAAUCUAAAAAUAUAUGUGCUAAAAUUAAAGAAUCAAAAAAUGGAUUAUUUGAUAUGAAAUAUUUUGUAUCAAAGAACAAUACAUUAGUAUUUUUUAUCAAACAGGAAGUCAAACCAAAAGGUAUAUAUGAAGCAUAUUUUGAUGAAAAAGGUAACCUUCUUAAUUUAGCGAUAACUAGAAUUGACCAAUAUUCUAAAUAUAUUAGAAAAUGUAAUCCCUCUCGAAAAAUUGAAAAUUAUUGUUACUGUAAAAAUAAUAAAUAA
Messenger RNA from Strongyloides ratti, 1734 nucleotides. Its product is annotated as Protein of unknown function DUF229 family and Alkaline phosphatase-like, alpha/beta/alpha domain and Alkaline-phosphatase-like, core domain-containing protein. Lineage: Eukaryota; Metazoa; Nematoda; Chromadorea; Rhabditida; Strongyloididae. The record is from RefSeq and is a predicted model, not a curated record. The transcript has a single exon. The coding region runs from base 1 to 1734 and encodes 577 amino acids.